AUGCAGAGACAGCAGCCCAUUGGUGCAUCUGGUGAUGAUAUAGAUGGAGUGUUAUUGAUGGAGGGAGAUUCAGUCACUCUACACACUGGUGUUGAAACAAACCAACAAGACAGUAUUAAAUGGUAUUUUAAUGACACUCGCAUCGCUCAAAUCACUGGAGAUCUCAGUAAGAUCUGUACAGAUGUUCAGUGUAAAGAUGGUGUUGAGAGAUUCAGAGACAGACUGAAGCUGGAUCAUCAGACUGGAUCUCUGACCAUCAUGAACAUCAGAACCACAGACUCUGGAGUUUAUAAACUACUGAUAAAUAACUUCGACAGUGAAAAUAUCUUUAAUGUUAUUGUACAUGCCCGUGCAUCUGGUGUUGAUAUAGAUGGAGUGUUAUUGAUGGAGGGAGAUUCAGUCACUCUACACACUGGUGUUGAAACAAACCAACAAGACAAAAUUAGAUGGUAUUUCAAUGACACUCGCAUCGCUCAAAUCACUGGAGAUCUCAGUAAGAUCUGUACAGAUGUUCAGUGUAAUGAAGGUACUGAGAGAUUCAGAGACAGACUGAAGCUGGAUCAUCAGACUGGAUCUCUGACCAUCGUGAACAUCAGAACCACAGACUCUGGAGUUUAUAAACUACUGAUAAAUAGCAGCAACAUCAACAGUGAAAAUAUCUUCAGUGUUAUUGUACAUGGUGUUCCUGCUGUUGAACAAGAUAAAAUAAAGAGAAAGUCAGUGAAGGAGGGAGAAUCUAUUACUUUACAUUCGGAUGGAGUAAAAAAAACAAAUCAUUUAAAGAUGUGGUAUUUUAAAGACACUCUCAUCGCUGUAAUCACUGGAGAUCAGAGUGAGAUCUGUACAGAUGUUCAGUGUGAAGAGAGAUUCAGAGACAGACUGAAGCUGGAUCAUCAGACUGGAUCUCUGACCAUCACAGACACCAGAACCACAGACUCUGGACUUUAUAAACUACAGAUCUUCAGCAGCAGAUUCAGCAUCAUAAAGACAUUCAGUGUUAGUGUCACUGCUGUUCCAGAUUCAACUGUUGCUGCUGCUGUUGUUGCAGCUGUUCUGCUGGUUGCAGCUGCUGCAGAAAAAAGGACACUGCACAAGGUUCAGGAUCAGGAGAAUGGUGAAGAAGCAUCACUCCUUAUUCACUCCUUGUUCAUGCAGAUGGUUGUUGCUGAUCGGACAUACCUUAAUAAUACUGAGACCCCACAUAUGGGUGCUGCUGGAGAGAAACUCGCUGAUCAUUCUGACAAAAAACUGAAGGGUGCUGCUGGAGAGAAAUCCCCUGUUCGCACUGACACCGCGGUGAAGAGUGCUCCUGAAGAGAAAUCGCCUGUUCGCACUGACACUGACCCUGCGGAUGGGUGCUGCUAAAGGGGGCAGACCUUAAUAACCUCUGCUAAGACCUUGCAGACAGGUUCUGCUAAAGGGGGACGAGACUGAGACCAAAAGGCCAAAAGAGACCAAAAGGAUAAAAUAAAACAUUUCAUCACAUUUUGAAUCUUUGAGGUGUUCAGUUUGAGCAGAUGAUUUUAGCAUCACUGUCAUUGUAAGAGCACAUUUCCUCAGUACAUUCAGCAUCGGGGCCAUAUUCGCUAUCUCAACCAUAUUCUCAAAACUAUCAUUUUCAGUGUCCUCAAAAUCAAUAUUCUGAUUGCUGUCAUCUUAUUCACCACAUCCACCAUAAAAUGACAGUGACACUUAUAGUUGAUAGCAUACAGUAAUGCCAUUUAAGAUGUUUCAAGUUUUGCUGAUGACAUUCUCUUGCUUUAUACCUGUGGUAAUUAUAAGUAAAUCAUUGUAUCAUCACUGUCUAACAAACAUUGCCAUUUUGAGGAAUAAAGGUGAAUUGCAUUAAUUGAAUCAUCAGAUAUUUAAUUAUUGUUACAGAGAAAAAAUAUACUUACACUAUUGCGCUAUCCUUUACACUUUUGUCUUUUUUAAACAAAAAGUUAAUUAGAAAACAGACAUUCUUUUACAGUUUUUUUUUUCUUUUUUUUUUUUUUCUUGUUAUAUUGUUUACAAUGAAUAUAUUGAGGAAUACUAAGAAGGUUGAUGCCUAACUUUAAAAAAUGAAUGACUGGGAGGGUAGUGAAUGAUGUUCCGGGUCGCUAUAGCCCCAAUGUACACAUUUAAAGGUUAAUCACUAGCAUUUAAACUGUAAGACCCCGUAACACACUAAUCUGUUUUAAUAAGAUUCUUAGCAAUUAUAUAAUGCAAGAUGCAAGCACUCUUCACAGACCAUAUGCACAAAUGAGAAUUUGAAGGUGAAAUGCUGAUGUGAAUGAUUCUGGAUAAAAAAAUAAAAAUUGAUUUAAAAAAAAAAAAAGUAAUUAAAUAUGGCUAUCACUGUUUUGUAGUAAAUAAAGUAAGCUACUGUUGUUAUAUAUUAAUUAAAAAAUGUGCGUAGGCCUAUGUCAUUAGGAAGCAAAGCACUCCACUUGUUUCGGUUUUAUGAAAGGAACAUGCUUGAAUGAGAAAAUAAAGUGCAGGACAUGCUCAAUGUUAAAGAGCUAUUUAGCACAAUGAGCCACAGAAAAGAUCUCAAUGUGUUAUUCGUGCUGACUGACACAAACCUGAAGCGCACACACAGAAAACCUCCUCUCUAUGACAACAUGACCCCAAAUUCAGUCUUCAUGGCAUAUUGUGCUUGAAUGUUCAGAUAAAAUUCUAAAUACGUCUCUUGGUGAGUUGUAUAAUUGAAUUGUU
This is a messenger RNA of Onychostoma macrolepis, 2700 nucleotides long. RefSeq lists its product as uncharacterized. NCBI's taxonomy places the organism in Eukaryota, Metazoa, Chordata, Actinopteri, Cypriniformes, Cyprinidae. The transcript is spliced from 8 exons. The record is from RefSeq and is a predicted model, not a curated record. The coding region runs from base 1 to 1365 and encodes 454 amino acids.